CAGUACCGUACCAUGAAGAUGAUCAGGGCUGCGCAAGACAAACGAAAACGAAUAUUCAGCCGAAAAUCCAAAACAGGUUGCCGGACCUGUCGAACACGCCGUAUCAAAUGCGAUGAGACCCCCGGAACGUGUCGGAACUGCUCAUCCACCGGCCGGAUCUGCGCAUAUGAUGCUCAACGACUUCCCCGGACCAGACUCCUGGGCGGAAGGCCACCGCCUAUCCCGCCGAUGCUGCUAACUCGAACCCUCCCCGCCGGAUUCUGGUGGGGGAUGACAUCCGACGAGCGUCGGUGCUACUCAUUCUUCCAGCAUCGGACAUGUAAGGCAGUGAUUGGGUACUUCGACUCCGACAUGUGGGAGAGGCUUGUCCUGCAGGUCAGCCAGACGGAGCAGGCUGUCUACCACGCCGUGAUUGCCUUCGGCGCAACCCAUGCGGACUUCGAAGCUCGGGGAAUGCCCCCGGCUUUAGAUGAUAUGAGCGGGGCAUGGCAUCGAUUUGCUAUUGAUCAAGGGGCAAGGUCAUACGCGCAUCUGAAUGCGCGCUCUGCCUCGCAUGAUCCAAAGCUCCGGGAGGUCAUCCUUGUGUGCUGUGUGCUUUUUGUGAUCUCAGAGCUGGUGCGCGGCCAAUUUGAUCUUGCACUCACACAUCUUAAGAAUGGCUUACGAAUCUUAAAGGACACUGUUGAGCAGUUCCACGCAUUUGGCUGUACUGUAGACCGGUGUUUGCUUGGCGCAUUUGCCCACCUAAACGAACAGGCUGUUUUCUUCGGUGCAGAGGCCCUGUAUUCCCUCAUGAAGCCUGAGCCAGCGCAACCGCCACCACCGCCAGGCGAGGGCGGGCUGGGGUUUCGGAGUCUUCCCGAGUCACGGACAGCGUUAUUGACUUUGCUGAAUGGGCUGGCGCAGGAAUACAGCAGUAGUUCCGCGUUUUCACAGGCAAAAAACGGAACCAGUGACGCAGCCCUCACGCAUUGGCAGUUCAAUGCUAGUCUCAAGAUAAGAAAGUUUUCGCAAAUGUUCGAGCUGUUUCACAGGAGAGCCCAUGAGCGUAAUAAUAGAGAGCAAAGAGGCAUCGACCUAUUCUAUAUGCAUAUACUGUCGCUCUCGGUGUCCUUCGAGAGAAAGAUUUACGAUCGCACAGGAGGACUUUUAGAAUACGAUACACCCAUAUUCGAAAGGCUAGUUUCGCUAGCGGAAGCCUUUAUCGAUAGCUUUCACGGUCCCGAUCGUCCUGGUCUUCUCUUAGGUUUGGGAGUUAUUGCCCCUUUAUUCUACGUCGCCACCAGGUGCCGCCAGAAUGAUCUACGGUGGAGAGCUAUUCGAGCGCUUCAUUCUUGGCCACAUCGGGAAGGGCCGUGGAGUUCCGACAUGGCCGCAAGUAUCGCAGUUGAAAUCAUAGCAGCCGAGAAGAAUGUUUUGCAGACAACGCUGCCCGUCGCAGAUCCAGGUGGACCGUACUGGACUGGGUCUGUGGAGGCAAGACAGGGAUCCUUAAGCUUUAUGGAUGCCGCUGUGCGUGGUCCAAGUAUGCCGGUGCUUGCUGAACGCGAAGCUUGCAGCUACCUGCCCAAUAUCUUUCACACAGCCCCUUUCGCUUUUUUGCGUUUACACGCCGCAGCCCCGGUUAGACCAUUCGCUACUCGACAUCCACGUUUACAUGAAGUGCGAGCCCAGAUUGACGCCGCGGAUCUUAGAUGUUCCUACGUUGGUGAGGGUGAAUGA
Molecule: messenger RNA, 1722 nt
Organism: Aspergillus alliaceus
Lineage: Eukaryota; Fungi; Ascomycota; Eurotiomycetes; Eurotiales; Aspergillaceae
Product: Zn(II)2Cys6 transcription factor
Exons: 3
Coding region: 13-1722 (569 amino acids)
Biological process (GO): regulation of DNA-templated transcription
Molecular function (GO): zinc ion binding; DNA-binding transcription factor activity, RNA polymerase II-specific
Source: RefSeq, a predicted model, not a curated record